CACUGCCUAGAAGCAACCAUCAUUAACAUCUUCUCACAACAAAAUCACUUAGUCUUUUAAUUUUUGUGUUGAUUUUGGAUCUUCAUAAUCCAUGGGUGUUGUUACUCAGGAAUAUGCUACCCCUGCUGCUGUGCCCCCUGCAAGGCUUUUCAAAGCCAUGACCUUAGAUUUCCACAACCUCUUCCCCAAGCUUGUUGAUGCCAUCCACAGUAUUGUUUUCACCCAAGGAACUGGUGGCCCUGGAACCAUCAAGAAGAUUACCACAAUUGAAGGGGACAAAACGAAGUAUGUGUUGCACAGAGUUGAUGCAAUUGAUGAGGGUGCUUUUGUAUAUAACUUCAGCAUAAUUGAGGGUACUGGCUUGGCUGAACCAUUGGAGAAGGUAUCGUAUAAGAGCCAAUUGGUAGAUGGUCCAAAUGGAGGAACCAUUAGGAAGGUGCAUGUCCAAUUUUUCACCAAAGGUGAUGCUACCCUCAGUGAGGAAGAGCUCACGGCUAACAAAGCCAAGAUCGAAGGGCUUGUAAAGCUCGUUGAAGGUUACCUUUUGGCCAACCCUGAUUACUGAAACUCUUUCGAACUAAUAAUAAGAGCUUGGCUAUGAUGCAAAUUGAUAAGCUUGAUCCAUGGAUCUACAACACCAACGCUUUCUUCUAUCAUAUCUUCCAAAUUUUUCUUUAUUAUGACUUGGGCGUGUAAUCAAUCAUAAAU
This is a messenger RNA of Abrus precatorius (Indian licorice), 708 nucleotides long. RefSeq names its product pathogenesis-related protein 10. NCBI's taxonomy places the organism in Eukaryota, Viridiplantae, Streptophyta, Magnoliopsida, Fabales, Fabaceae. Bases 92 to 565 code for a protein of 157 amino acids. Gene Ontology annotation, molecular function: protein phosphatase inhibitor activity; signaling receptor activity; abscisic acid binding. The record is from RefSeq and is a predicted model, not a curated record. Gene Ontology annotation, biological process: defense response; abscisic acid-activated signaling pathway. Gene Ontology annotation, cellular component: cytoplasm; nucleus. The transcript is spliced from 2 exons.